AUGCAUUUCAGAUAUUUUGUGAUUGGAGGAGGAUCUGGGGGAAUUGCGUCUGCCCGACGAGCUGCGUCUUAUGGAGUGAAAGUUGGAAUCGCAGAAUACGGAAGAUGGGGUGGUACAUGCGUCAAUGUAGGGUGCGUCCCCAAGAAAAUAAUGUGGUGGGCUGCAACUGUGAAGGAAAUGCUACACGAAUCAAAGUUUUAUGGUUUUGAACUUAAGGAACAUCCAGAGUUCUCAUGGAGUCAUUUGAAAUCUCGACGGGAGCAUUCAAUCAAACGACUGAAUGGAAUUUAUAUUAGCAAUCUCGAAUCAAGCGGAAUUACACACUUUGAUGCAUUAGCAACUUUUGUUGGGAAGAACGAGCAGGGGUUUCAGAUUCAAGUGGGAGAGAACAUUAUUACGGCGGAGAACGUUCUCAUUGCAACUGGCAGUUCUCCUGAUGGGCUUGAAGCUCCAGGAUCUGAAUAUUGUAUCAACUCCGAUGACUUCUUCUCCUUGGAGACUCAGCCAAAGAAGGUGGCUGUUCUUGGGGCAGGGUAUAUUGCUGUGGAGCUUGCUGGAGUGUUUCGUCUCUUGGGAACGGAAACGCAUCUCUUCACCCGAGGAUCCACUGCUCUAAGAAAAUUCGAUGAAAUGGUUCGGACGAAGCUUCAUGAAGAAAUGGAAAAGCAAGGAGUCCAAAUGCAUCCCGGAUCAAUAAUCGAUUUUGUUCAAAAAGAUUCAAAAACUGGAUUACUCACAGUUGGAACCAAAAAUGGCGAAGUGGUGUCAGGUUUUGAUCAAGUGUUGGUGGCUAUUGGACGAAGUCCCAAUGUGAAAUCACUGAACUUGUCUGUGCUGGGGAAUGUAGCGACUGAGACGUCAAAGGGUUACAUCAAAGUCAAUGAUUUCCAAGAAAGCAGCAUUUCUAACUUAUACGCGAUUGGAGAUGUUUGUGGAAAGGUUGAAUUAACGCCAAUGGCAAUUGCGGCAGGACGUCGUCUCGCAGAUCGCCUCUUUAAUGGAAUGAAAGACGCAAAGGCUGAUUAUGAAAAUGUCCCAACUGUUGUCUUCUCUCACCCACCUAUAGGGACGAUUGGGUUAACCGAAGAGGAAGCAAUCCAAAAAUACGGAAAGGAGAAUCUCAAGUUUUAUUCCUCAGUUUCGGUCAAUCUCUAUUACAGUGUUUUCGAUAUUCCUCCCUCGGAUAAACCUCGAAUUCAUAUGAAGCUCAUCUGUUUACUUCCGAAUGAGUUGAUAGUUGGCCUUCAUAUGAUUGGAAUGGGAUCGGAUGAAGCGUUGCAAGGGUUCGGUGUUGCUAUCAAAAUGGGAGCCACAAAGUCUGAUCUCGACAAAUGCGUUGCUAUUCAUCCAACUGCUGCAGAAGAAUUGGUGACGCUGGCUCCAUGGGGCUUGGCUCCCUCAUCCCACUUGUAG
This is a messenger RNA of Condylostylus longicornis, 1413 nucleotides long. RefSeq lists its product as uncharacterized. The transcript is spliced from 8 exons. Gene Ontology annotation, biological process: cellular response to oxidative stress; cell redox homeostasis; glutathione metabolic process. Lineage: Eukaryota; Metazoa; Arthropoda; Insecta; Diptera; Dolichopodidae. The coding region runs from base 1 to 1413 and encodes 470 amino acids. The record is from RefSeq and is a predicted model, not a curated record. Gene Ontology annotation, cellular component: mitochondrion; cytosol. Gene Ontology annotation, molecular function: flavin adenine dinucleotide binding; glutathione-disulfide reductase (NADPH) activity; NADP binding.